GAACGCCAAGACCUCAAUGUAAAUACUAAAGACAUGAGAAGCUGAGUAAAGAGACUGCAGGACGUGAUUUACCGGGUGACCACAACGAGAUGGCUCCAAGAAAGAGACACUGCAUAGAAUCCUUGGAGGAGCUGAGUCUCAGAGUGGUGUUGGCCUCUGUUGUGGCCGACCUCCACCUGGCCCACCUCCUCAGUACAGAUCUCCGCCACUCCAUGGUGCUGUCUUCUCUUGCUGGCUCGUCUCUGGAACAGUUAAAAAAGAUGGUGUCUGAUAGGUUUUCUGUUCUUCCAGGCAUUCUUAAUGACCAGGUUCGAGAUCGCUUAGUUCAACGUCUCUUCACCAACCCAGAGCCAGAUCGAUGGGUUAAUGCCAAACUAGACAUCCUCAGGGCUAUUCUGGACGACAGUGUGAUAUCAAUAAAUUGUGGAGAGCAGGUGUUACCUAGACAGCUGCUGAAUGUGGUGGGAGAAUGUUGUCCCAACCUGACAUCUUUGAAGGUCAUAUUGAAUCAGAUGGAGCCCAACAGUGAUGGGGCAACAGGAGAAAACAAAACUAACCCUAGCGCCAAUGCCGUCUCGGCCUCUGGUCGUCCCAGGCGCCACCACAUACUCAUGAGAACUAACUUGACACUUAAACUUUUCUCCGAAGACGACGCCAUAAGAAAGGCCAGAUUUGCCCCAAAGGGACCGUGUCCCAUGGUGGCUGGCCUGUCCUCCUUAACCCAGCUGUCUACCCUACACUUGUUGUGUGGAGCCAAUAAUGACAUACUGGCAGCCUUGGGCCAGAGUGCACCAAAGUUAAGAGAGUUGAGGAUAUGCUACAGUUCUGGUGUGACAGAUAUAGGAUUAAAAGCGAUGUGCUUACGCUUUCCGGACAACCAUAUACUCAGAAGAGGGCGACACCUGCACGAAUUAAGAGUUCGCUCCUUCCACCUAAACCCUUGCUGCUCUGCACUUGAAGAGGUUGACGUUUUAGGAACGGAAAUAAGUCAAUUUGGAGUUGCCUUCCUGCUCAAACAUCUUCCUGCCUUGAAGUCCCUCGGAAAUUGUACCGACGUGACAGAAGCAAUAGAAAUUCUGGUAGGGAACAAGUCCCUACGACGCAGUAACUUUAUGGGUCGAUUACGGAAAUAUGCCAUCAGAUUUAAACUCAAUAGGGUGAUGGAAGACAGUGUGUCUGCCUGUAGGUUGGUGGUGAUCACUACUCUCUGCCCAGAACUUAAAGAUUUGAGCCUUACUCACCGAUUUUGUGAGGUUGACCUCGAGAUGUUAGGUGACGACAAUAAGUCACCUUCACACUUUAAAUCACAUUUGACACAGUUAAAAUUCCUUAAGCACCUGACUCUGGUCAAUGUUGCCUCAAGAUCAGUGACUGGUGCAGUACAAGCUGUAGGCCACCAGCUGACGGCUCUCACAGUUCAUUGUCGAGGGUUAGACGUUCCAGUGGUUUUCCAGACAUGUACCAACCUCAAGUACCUGACCAUUGAGGGGGAGGAUUGUUCUGCUCCUUAUGAGGCCGUUGAGAAUUUCAAACACACGGCCCUCACCAAACUACAGGUAGUCAGGAUAAAGUGCCACCUGUCUGCCCCAUACACAGAUGUAAUCCUCAAUAAUGCCAGGAGUUUAACACGACUGGAAAUAGCUUGUCUCUGUGAUAUGAAUGAUGACAGAGUGGACCAACUGAUACGAAACAAAAGUUUGGAGAAGUUAACAGAAUUUGACGUUAAUCGAGCCCCAAAACUCACCGUAUCUUCAGCUAGAAAACUUGUAAAACAUUGCCCAAACCUGCUACAACUGCAAAAUUUAGGUGGUUGGAACAUUUCAGCUGAGGAGUACAAUGCAUUCCUGAAAGAGACAGAGUUGGAGAACUUUGAAAUACAGAUAGUUUACAAACCUCGCAGACCCUGGAUUGACAGUUACAGUGAUGAUGGCCACAGUGAUGAUGGCCACAGUGAUGACAUGAUGGAGUCAGACGAAGAUUCAGUUGUCUGGGGACGAAUGAGGCAUCUUUUCCCACUUGUGAUACUUUAAGUUCAGUAUUGCAAAAUCACAACAAUCCCUAUUAUUGUGAUACACAGGCAUGACAUACCGUCCUGUACUACCAGGGAUUUGUUCGUCAGCUAGUCACGUGGCGACGAGAGGAAUUAUAAAGGUAACCAGGCAAUUAUUAUGGGUGAAUAGACAUCUGCACAAUAAGGAAUUUACUAUUUUAGUGUUAAUUUUUGAUUUAAGGAAUUCACAAUUAUGUUGUCUUAAUUUUUUUCAAAAGUGUUCAUAUGACAAAAAUCAAAAGUUGGACAAAGGUUAAUUUUGUAUUAAUUCAUGGAGAAUGUACCAGAUAAUUAGCAGAUAACGUUGUCCAGUGUCUUGUGUUAUGAAACCUGACACAAAGUUAAAACUUGUGGAUAACUUUGAUAAAAUAUUCAGCCACUCUUAUACGUAUCUGGAUUUUGUGAUCUAGUCUCAUUAAUUACUUUUUAUUUGAAGUAUCUUCGCAUUAAUAGAUCACACAGUUCAAACUCCCACUACCUUGUAUGAAGCCUCACAUAAAACAGUUCAGAAUAUCUUGUCAUAUAGUGUCCUUCAGUUCAUGUUGUUAAGGACCGAGACUAAUAAGUACUUGAGUAAUACAAAAUCUUCAAACAAUGUGAGAGCAGCCAUUCAAAAGUGGAAUGUUUUGGUAAAUAUUUAUAUAUGAUUGCACGGCAGGCUGUGACUGGAAUAGUUAGCACAGUAAAUAUUGUCUCCAUGAAUUGACCAAUAAAUUUGAGAGGUAUCAA
Homarus americanus (American lobster) is the source of this 2779-nucleotide messenger RNA. RefSeq lists its product as uncharacterized. The record is from RefSeq and is a predicted model, not a curated record. NCBI's taxonomy places the organism in Eukaryota, Metazoa, Arthropoda, Malacostraca, Decapoda, Nephropidae. The coding region runs from base 90 to 2030 and encodes 646 amino acids. Gene Ontology annotation, cellular component: SCF ubiquitin ligase complex. Gene Ontology annotation, biological process: SCF-dependent proteasomal ubiquitin-dependent protein catabolic process. The transcript has 14 exons.